ACCCUCGAUGAGCUGGUGAGCCGGUCGACUGCUGCUGCUGCUGAUACUGCUGCAGGAGAGGAUUCCUAUCUGAUGCUGGGAUAGUCACAAAUACUACAGCAGAGAGAGGCGAAGAAAGCUAGAGGUUUCUGCUAACCUUCCUGGGUUCCUCGCUUUGUUUUUACGAGCACCGAGGAGGAAAAAGACUCUUCAGGUGUGAAAAGGAACUCUGAGAGAGGAGGCGCGCUUGGCUGGACUGCACUAGGGGCGAAGUCGGAUCAGGUAUUUAGCUACCGCUGUUGAGCUUUAUUAUGGAAACCAGAUGUGGAGAAGCAGUGGCCUUGCUGGGAGUGAACGAGAUGCCGUGUCGAGGCUAGAGGCAGCGGUGGACUGUUCCCGAGUCAGUGGAAAGCCCCUCUAGAUGAGCCAGUCACAGCCACCCAGCUGCACGGUAAAGGAAUAAGGAUUUAAUAUGUCAACAGAGGCCGAGCUCCAGCCUGCUGCCAGACCCAGCGUCAGAAAGGAUUCCAAGAAGAGAGGGCAGGACCGCAGUGAAGCAGCUCUGAUAAAGCGUUUUAAGGGGGAUGGUGUUCGCUACAAGGCCAAGCUCAUCGGGAUAGAUGAGGUCACUGCCGCAAGAGGAGACAAACUCUGUCAGGACUCAAUGAUGAAACUCAAGGGAAUCGCAGCCUCUGCGCGGUCUAAAGGAGAACACAAACAGAAAGUUUUUCUCACUGUGUCCUUUGGAGGGAUCAAGAUCUUCGAUGAGAAGUCGGGGGUUCUUCAGCAUCACCAUGCAGUUCAUGAGAUUUCCUACAUUGCGAAGGAUAUCACGGACCACCGAGCCUUUGGUUAUGUAUGUGGGAAAGAGGGAAACCAUCGGUUUGUGGCCAUCAAAACGGCUCAGUCUGCUGAGCCUGUGAUCCUUGACCUCCGUGACCUUUUCCAGUUGAUUUAUGAGAUUAAGCAGAGGGAGGAAAUCGAGAAGAAGGCUCAGAAGGACAAGCAGUGUGAACAAGCUGUUUAUCAGACCAUUUUGGAGGAAGAUGUGGAGGAUCCCGUAUAUCAGUACAUUGUAUUUGAGGCGGGACACGAGCCCAUCCGUGACCAAUCAGAGGAGAGCAUAUAUCAGGUCCCUACCAGCCAACAAAAGGAGGGAGUUUAUGACGUCCCAAAGCGACAUCCAAACAAACAUAACGAACGAGUCGAUCUCUUGGAUUUAGACACUGACCUGUUGCUGGUCACCCAGAAUAUCAACCAGUUAGAGCUUUUCGGAGACAUGUCCACCCCUCCUGAUAUCACAUCUCCCUCGACCCCAGCAUCUCCGGCUAAUACUCUGGACCCCACGCUGGCCCACCAGACUCCAUCCGAACUGUUUACCCCCUUCAACCCCGCCUCUGUACCCUCAGGUUACGUGACGAUGGGAGCCGUGCCGCCUGCGUGGGCGCAGCAACAGUUCGCCGCUCAGGCUCCAUUAGCGUUUGGCGUCCAGUCCCCAGUGCCCGUCGCGCAGGUCUUACCGGGCGCUCAGCCUCUGAUCUGGGGUCAAGCCAACCUUUUCCCUGCCACCCAGCAACAGUGGGCUGCAAUGGCAGGGGCUCACUUUUCGCCUGCCGCUUUCAUGCCUGCCCAGACAGUAGGGCCGCUUCCUGCUGCCAUGUUUCAGACACUGGCUCCCAUGGCAGUGCCCGCGUCCUGCGAGACGCCCGCGGCGGCAAUGGGCGGAGCCGUGGCGGGAACCUCGGCCUCCACGGCCUCCAGUCCGCAGCACGGAGAACGCACGCUGCAGAGACAGGCAAAGAUGAGCAAGGAGAUGUUUAAGGACUUCCAGAUGGCGAAGCCGCCCACCAUGCCCGCCAGGAAGAGCGAGCAGCCUAGCCUGACCUGCACCACAGACGCUUUCACCAGCUACUUCAGCAGAGUGGGAAUGGCGCAGGACACGGACGACUGUGACGACUUUGACAUCUCGCAGAUGAACCUCACGCCCGUCACUUCCACCACACCCUCCACCAACUCACCACCUACCCCGGCCCCCCGGCAGAGUUCUCCAUCUAAAUCCUCAUCCCACGCCAGUGACCCGCCGACCGAUGACUCUUUUGGUGAGGCCGAGGGCAGCCCUAGUCGGAGCGGAGAGGAGGAUGCUGCUGGAGACUCCCAGCAGUCUCCGGGUGCGAGUGAGCCUCAAGCAGAGCCUGAGAGCUCAGAGACGGACAGUCCUCAGGGGAAGGACCCUCUUUAUGCCCAGAUCAACAAGGGGAAAGUGAAGGAUCAUGGGAACUCUGCACAGACGUGAUCAGCGCUGGGGGGAGCAGGAGACCAAAAUACUGGAGAUCAACUGUCUGCCCUGUGUGUGUGUGUGUGUGUGUGUGUGUGUGUGUGUGUGCAUCCAUCCGCGUGUAUGCGCCGUGAGAUUGCGUGCCCGUAUGUGUUUGUAUGAAUGCGGUCACUCCAGCCUCAACGGUCCACUUCUCCAAGCAGCCAUCUCUCUAGAGUCAGUCCCGUCGCCCUCACGACUUCCUCCGUUACUCCCCUCCGCAAGGAACGAGAGGGACAGACUCUCUCCAUACCACUUUGUUUCUUUCUCACUGUGUUUUCUGCACAUGACAGCGGGGCAUUGUGGGUGAUAUCAAGCCUUAUAAGCCCAGCUCUGCAGCUUCAUUCAUUCUCUUCGUCCUACUUCCAGUUUCUGACUCUUUAUAGAGACCGCAUUACAUUUUCUCACAAGAGAGGUGCCUGCCGGACCCCCGCCUGAGCGCCAUAAGACCGCCGGAUCCAUCUGUGACUUACGCGAUUCAUCCAUUUGGGUUCGUUUGGUUUUUCCUCUCCCACGUAUUUGAGAUUCUGCUGCUAGAAAGCUAUGCAGAGCUAAAAAAAAACAACAACAACAACACACUUUCUCUCUCGGUGGACCCUUGGAGAACAGACACGAGGAGCGACUUUUGCCAAAUCUUAAGAUUUCGGAGCAGCUGAAUCUGAUCGGGGGGGACUCGAGGGUACGGACGUUGCAAAAACAUGCGAUGGAACUGUUCCUUCUCUAUAGCUUUUGUACAAUACUAAUGAGAAAAAACGAAACAAAAACAUGACGUUGAAAUGGAAUUUUUAUUUUAUAAGUCAAGUGGAGCCCUUGAAGUCAACUUUAGAUGUGUUUUAGGGGUAAACAUGGCUUUAAAAUCUGAUCGUUGGUUUGCCAAACUCAUUUUGUAAAUAAUAAUAAUAAUUAUUAUUAUUGAUAAUAAUAAUGACGAUGAUGACGACAAAUAAUAAUGACGAUAAUAAUAAUGGUUUCGAUCAUAACAGUGUUCAUUCCAUCCUGUGGACUUCCGUGCCAUAAAAUAGGCUGGCCUUAGUGAUGCAAACUCCUCAUAAAACCCAAGCAAUAUUAACAUGUGUCCCAAACUCCCAGCGGUUUACGUUGCUUUCUCGCGAUCAAAGCUUGUCGUCGGUCUUUUUUGGUUUUAGCAGGAUGUGUGUUUUUAAGUGGCCUGAAACAAACCCGAGAGACUGUUAUUAUGUUUUUAAUAGAAGAAAGGGUCCAUUGGUUAAUAGUUGGUGUCAUAUUUGUGUGGUCUCUUUUGGUUUGUCUUCAAUAUGAUGAAGCUGGUAACUGUGAUGGAGGAAGACCAGAGCUUCUCAACGUGUGUGUGUGUGUGUGUGUGGUAAUGCAGCAAUCACAAAUACGCAUGUACACGAUCACAUACAUGUUCAUGCAGACACACAUUCACAGAGACCUUAAAGUCAAUAUGACAUCAAAAUGGGCCCUGUUUGUUUUUUAAUACACCUUUCUGCACUUAUCGGUGCAUGUUAGUCCAAAGAAGAAGAAAAAUGUCGUCUUAUUAAACUUCCAUUUUGAUUAACAUAAGCAGAAAUUUGAAACUAGCUCCAAUCUGACACGUAACGCCCUCUUUUUUACAAAUCAUGCAAUUUACAAGUCCUGCCCUGAUGGAUGUGUCCAGUUGAAUAUGUCACAAUAAGACAAAAAUGGGUUUGCGAAGAUCGUUUCAUGUUGACUUUUGGGCCGUCUGAUCACAUUGAAACACACCGGAAUCUGUCUGUAAUCAACCUCCAAUCAGAGAAAAUCACCACGAGCAACAUCUGUUUUCAUCGCAUCUAAAGCUCAGAGCAUUCCAUUACUGUGACGACAACUUCCUCCUAUUUUAUGGCCAGAGUCCAAUUUUAAUUUCAAAUAAAAGCAGUUUGGACCUUUGAGAUCUAAAUUUCGAGGAUUAAGAUGACGAAGGUGAAAAUCAAGGUGAAUGGGAGUCCAAUUUCAGUACGUUUCUAUUUUGCCUUUACCUCAGCUAAUGGUUUGGUAAUGUAAAAGGACACAUUAUUUUUAUCUUGAUGAUAAUGAUAUUCUACAGUGGAUUUUUAGAGCAUUUUUUUUUCUUUUCUCUUGAUUUACGUAACCCACCAUGUAAUACUGUUACCAAUAAACACAUCCCAAAAUGUU
Messenger RNA from Puntigrus tetrazona (Sumatra barb), 4429 nucleotides. RefSeq names its product DAB adaptor protein 1a (gene dab1a). Gene Ontology annotation, biological process: lateral motor column neuron migration; ventral spinal cord development. The record is from RefSeq and is a predicted model, not a curated record. NCBI's taxonomy places the organism in Eukaryota, Metazoa, Chordata, Actinopteri, Cypriniformes, Cyprinidae.